Messenger RNA from Capronia epimyces CBS 606.96, 417 nucleotides. RefSeq lists its product as uncharacterized. The transcript has a single exon. NCBI's taxonomy places the organism in Eukaryota, Fungi, Ascomycota, Eurotiomycetes, Chaetothyriales, Herpotrichiellaceae. The coding region runs from base 1 to 417 and encodes 138 amino acids. The record is from RefSeq and is a predicted model, not a curated record.
AUGCAGGCCACCAUCCUGGUCGAGGCCCUAACCCUAAGAGUCGUCAUUGGCAACAUUGGUGUAUGCAUCACCGACGACGACCCCGGCCGCAUUCUCAUCCCCGUCGCCGCCUUCAUAGGGAUCGGGCGCAUUGUGGUACGCCCUACGACGUUCCCCGACCCAGCGAAGCCCUGGGAGCCAGCGGAUGGCACGAACGGGGAGAGGAUGCCACGAAGCCGAAUACCGCCCAUCAAGUAUAUGAUAUCUAUUCCUGGGAUCGACUUGAUCCUGUUCGUCAUCAUCAUAUUCCAACUGACGGCUCUACAGCGGACAUUGUACGACGCCUGUGUGACGAGCGAUCUCUGGGAAUCUGCCGAUCUCUGGUUCUCAGUCAUGGGCAGAGGCACGAGCACAAUCCUUGAACACAGCAAUUCCUGA